Molecule: messenger RNA, 2330 nt
Organism: Urocitellus parryii (Arctic ground squirrel)
Lineage: Eukaryota; Metazoa; Chordata; Mammalia; Rodentia; Sciuridae
Gene: Mtch2
Product: mitochondrial carrier 2
Biological process (GO): positive regulation of apoptotic process
Cellular component (GO): membrane; mitochondrion
Source: RefSeq, a predicted model, not a curated record
GCGUGCGCGCGCGCGCGCGCUGCGGGCGGGCCAGUGGAGCCGGCGGCCCCGGCACGUGAUCUGCGACCGGCUCUGUCGCUGGGUGGCUUGGUCUGUCUGUCCGUCCGCGGGUGCCAUCAUGGCGGACGCGGCCAGUCAGGUUCUCCUGGGCUCCGGUCUCACCAUCCUGUCUCAGCCGCUCAUGUACGUGAAAGUGCUCAUCCAGGUGGGAUAUGAACCUCUUGCCCCAACAAUAGGACGAAAUAUUUUUGGGCGGCAAGUAUGUCAGCUUCCUGGUCUCUUUUGUUACGCUCAGCACAUUGCAAGUAUCGAUGGGAGGCGUGGGUUGUUCACAGGCUUAACUCCAAGACUGUGUUCAGGAGUCCUUGGAACUGUUGUCCAUGGUAAAGUUUUACAGCAUUACCAGGAAUUCGACAAGGUUGAGGAGUUAGGACCUGCAAAUGUACAAAAAGAAGGUUCAUCUUCCUUUGACCGAGUUAUCAAAGAGACAACUCGAGAGAUGAUCGCUCGUUCUGCUGCUACCCUCAUCACACAUCCCUUCCACGUGAUCACUCUGAGAUCUAUGGUACAGUUCAUUGGCAGAGAAUCCAAGUACUGUGGACUUURUGACUCCAUAGUAACCAUCUAUCGGGAAGAGGGCAUUCUAGGAUUUUUUGCGGGUCUAAUUCCUCGCCUCCUAGGUGACAUCAUUUCUUUGUGGCUCUGUAACUCACUGGCCUACCUCGUCAAUACCUAUGCACUGGAUAGCGGGGUUUCCACCAUGAAUGAAAUGAAAAGUUAUUCCCAAGCUGUCACAGGAUUUUUUGCCAGUAUGUUGACGUAUCCCUUUGUGCUUGUAUCUAACCUUAUGGCCGUCAACAACUGUGGGCUUGCUGGUGGAUGCCCUCCUUAUUCCCCAAUAUAUAGUUCUUGGAUAGAUUGCUGGUGCACGCUACAGAAAGAGGGAAAUAUGAGCCGAGGAAAUAGCUUGUUUUUCCGGAAGGUCCCUUUUGGGAAGACUUAUUGUUGUGACCUGAGAAUGUUAAUUUGAAGAUGUGGGGCAGGGACAGUGACAUUUCUAUAGUCCCAGACGCACAGAAUUAUGGGAGAGAAUGUUGAUUUCUAUACAGUGUGGCGCGCUUUUUUAAUAAUCAUUUAAUCUUGGGAAAAUGGAGGUGACUGGUGUCUGCCUUUUUUGUUCUUUUUCCUAGCACAUCAUUUACCACYGAUAUUCCCCCAUUAGUUAUUCUGAAAUGGGACAUUUAUUGCUCCAGAUUCUUGUUUUAUGUAAACUAAAGGAAAAAAAAAAACUUAUAUUUUCCUAAAGGUACCGGCAGGUGGUUGUUGAUUUGAGUCUCAAUUUAAGGCUUUGUAAAAUGAAGAGUAGAAUCCCAAGAAGAAAUGCUUCUAUAAAAUUUAAGGAAUUAAAAAGGCAUCUUGUCUUUUAUACUUCAAAGAAAGGACAGACAGUAUGUUGCUAAAUUACCGUAGAAAAAUCUCUACAUGAGCCAUCAAAGAGAAAGAAUGAUUGUAAAGAAUAAGAUUUGGAAAGAAGGUAUGAUGACAUUUUUUCCCCCACGUAAAGAAGUUUUUGUUUUUACCUAAAAUAUGAAAAGCAAAUAGUGUGGCAGUAGCCUCCUUCUCUAAGAGCUASGUAUUGGCCAGUCCCUAAAUUCCAUCACUAUAUGGUUCUCAUUAUAUUCGAUCUUUUGUUCCUAAGUUUUUUGUUUUGUUUCCUUUUUGUUAUUUUUGCAAAAGGUGAGUAAUUUGUUUUAAUUCCUGAUGACACCCUCAGAAAGCGUAUUUGUAUCUGGGAAUAUGGACGUAAGUCCACAGGGUUCUUAGGAUAUUUAUCACCUCGCAUGUCAUACCCUCAGGCAUGUUAAUAAACGUUUGGAAGAAAAAUCACUUUCAAAGGAAAUAAAAUUCAACUCAAGCAUAAAGCUCCUAUUUAUUCAGGGCUUUUGAAAACAGGUUAUGCCCUAAAAUGAGAAAGCCUAUGGUUUCACUUAUUUAAUCUACUGGGACUUUGCCAAAUGAGUAAGCACUUAAUUUGCUGCUUCUAGAUUUGUCUAUCAAAGUAGCAGCACCCAUAAUAUUAGGUAACUGGGGCACAUAGGGGUCUUUUCCCUCCUGCAGGGUUUAGGCUACAACCUGAAGCUCAUGAGACUAGCUUAGCUCGAAAUGUCUUUGAUGUCAAAUAUUCUGUCUUAAAAAGUAAUGUAAGUUUUAUAUUUUAUUCGAUAUUAUCAGAAUUUGUUUUAAUAUAAAAAUGUUUUACAUUACCUACUUUUUUCUCCCCCCUCCCCCCUCAAAAAAAUCUUCAAGUAAAGCUGAUCUAGGAAAACUUU